Toxorhynchites rutilus septentrionalis is the source of this 2574-nucleotide messenger RNA. RefSeq lists its product as uncharacterized. Bases 568 to 2574 code for a protein of 668 amino acids. Gene Ontology annotation, molecular function: nucleic acid binding. The record is from RefSeq and is a predicted model, not a curated record. The transcript has 2 exons. Lineage: Eukaryota; Metazoa; Arthropoda; Insecta; Diptera; Culicidae.
UAUUGCAUUUUUUAUACGAUAAUGUAUUCAGAAAUACUUUUCCGUGCAUGCUAUAAGUAUGGAACACCUUCAAUCCAAUGUACUGAAAUUACACAAGCUUGAAUAUUAUGAAUUAUUUUGAAUUCUACUGUUUCCUCUGUCUAUUGGUAUCGCAUUAUAUAAAAGCCCGAAGUGGAUAAAUAAAACUCUCUCUUAUCAUACAACUCUACAUCUGUGUACAUCAUUUAUUGGAAGAAGUCAGUGAUUUCGACAAGUUCGCCUCGCUCGCUCUCGGAGGAUAGAGAAAAUAAGUUUAUCUAAGUCUACAACAGUGGUGCCGAAACCCGGGAAUCGUCUCGCCGGAUAACUAUCGGGUCAAAAGUGUGUCGCAGCAGUACAAUUCGAAUGUGUCUGAGCCCCCUUUGGCUGACUCGAAGCAAUUGAUCGACGAAUUCUACAUCAAGAACACGUGACCAGCCGUCGUCACCUCCGAAAGCGUGAAGUUGCCUCAACUUCUCUUAUUCAUCUCGUUCAUCGAAAAACCGACUCAGUUACCAGAGUACCGUAUUCGGAUUCGUGGUGUCGGGAAUGUAUUCAUCUGCUGCAAAUCAAUCGCCGAUUUGCAUUAUUAGUACCGCCAAUAGUCUAGAAACAAUGCUCCAAAGGUUUUGGGAAAUUGAAAAUUUCGACGUCGGUAGAGCGUUAACUUUAGACGAGCAACGGUGUGAAGAUCAUUUUAGAAGAACUGUGUCGCGGGAACCUGAUGGAAGAUACGUGGUUCGACUACCGCUACGCGAAGACCGGUUACCCUAUCUUGGAGACGCGUAUCAGCUGGCUCAGCGCCGGUUCCUAUCAACUGAACGGCGUUUCAGGACGGACUCGAACCUCCGUGACAGCUAUCAUCAAUUCAUGGAUGAGUACGCAAGAUUGGGGCACAUGCAGCGCACUACGCAUACAGGUAAACCAUUUACUUUUCUACCUCACCAUCCUGUAAUCCGCCCUGAUAGUACCACUACAAAAAUACGUGUAGUUUUUGAUGGUUCGUGUAAUGAAGGUAAUCAAUUAUCGUUAAAUGACGUUUUAUAUGCCGGACCAACGGUUCAACCAACUUUAGUAUCGAUUGUUUUAAAUUUUCGAAUCCCAAGGUAUGUGUUCAUCGCUGACAUUGAAAAAAUGUUCAGACAAAUUUGGGUUCAUCCGGAGGAUCGACGUUGGCUUCAAAUUUUUUGGAGAAUAAAUUCGACUGAUCCGCUUUCAAUAUUUCAAUUGACAACAGUUACAUAUGGCACAACGUGUGCUCCUUUCCAAGCUACGCGAGUUUUGAUGCAAUUGGCAGAUGAUGAAGAGUCGCGGUUUCCGUUAGGUGCAAAAAUAAUUAGGAAAAACACUUAUGUUGACGAUACAUUGGCUGGUGGUGACAAUUUGAACGACGUUGUCAAUGCUGCAGCGCAGUUAAGGCUGCUAUUAGCCGCCGGCGGUUUCAGUCUUCGGAAAUGGUGUGCUAAUGACGCGAAGGUUUUACGGGAAAUACCCCCUGACCUAAUUGAGAUGCCGAGUGAGAUUGAAAUAGAUAGGUCGUCGUCAGUGAAAACUCUAGGGUUGCUCUGGAAUCCUCACAUCGAUCAAUUUGCUUUCAAAAUUCCAGAUUUAUCCAGCACAGAUACGAUCUCUAAACGCGUUGUUGUAUCGGAAAUGGCCCAAUUAUUCGACCCCAUGGGCCUAGUCGGAUCGGUAGUUGCAGCAGCUAAAAUCUUCGUACAGCGUUUAUGGAUAGGUCAGCAUACGUGGGAUGAACCACUCCCGGAUGAGUUGAAAGACUGGUGGCAAGAUUAUCGCGAACAACUGCCGCUACUGCACCAGUUGAGAGUGCCUCGACGUGUAAUCACUAGUACGUCAUAUGCGAUCCAUUGUUUUUGUGACGCAUCCGAACGAGGCUAUGGAUGCUGCGUAUAUAUAGUUUCUACUAACACGAGUGGUGGAAGAAUAAGCAACCUACUAAUCACUAAAUCGAGAGUUGCUCCUCUAAGAACACAAUCAAUCCCUCGCUUGGAAUUGUGUGCUGCUUUGCUAGGCAGUCAACUGAUUAAUCAAAUUCUAACUUCUACAGAAUUUUCUGGAUCUGUGGUAUUUUGGACAGAUUCGUCAGUGGUAUUGCACUGGAUUAAUUCACCGUCAUUUGCUUGGAAAACGUUCGUAUCGAAUAGAAUUUCAGAAAUUCAAAAACUUUCUGACGGACAUACAUGGAGGCAUGUUCCAUCAGAAAUGAACCCAGCUGAUCAAAUAUCUCGAGGAGCUCAGCCGAAACAAAUUUUAAAUGAUAAAUUGUGGUGGCAUGGUCCAGAAUUUUUAUUGAAACCUGAACAUCUUUGGCCAAUUAUUGAAUCUGCAACAGGUGAAAAUGAUAUACAUUCAACUGAACGUAGACUUGUCGUUUCGUUGCUCACUAAAAAUAGUGCUCAUGAGCAUUGGGACAUUUUUGAAAGAUUUUCGAAGCUGUCGAAAUUGUUGAAAGUCGUUUCAUGGUGUACGAGAUUUUUCUACAAUACUUCGAAGAAGCAUUUAAAAAUUACUGGUCCGUUAACACCAAAGAGUUAA